Messenger RNA from Cylicostephanus goldi, 408 nucleotides. NCBI's taxonomy places the organism in Eukaryota, Metazoa, Nematoda, Chromadorea, Rhabditida, Strongylidae. The record is from the annotation of a GenBank genome assembly.
AUGAGAGCCUUUAUUUUCGCAACUCUCUUGGUGGCUUUAUGCUAUGCAGACGAUUCUUCCUUGUUCAUCGACGAGCUCGAAGAGCUAGUCCCCAGCAUGCAAGAUAAGAAUGAACUCGAAGGGCUUGAAGAAGACGAGACCAUGAUCCGCUAUGACAAGAAGAAGAAACUUGAUGAGAUAUUGGCCAGACAAUCGGAGGAUAUCAAGAAAGCCUAUGCAAUGCAAGUGGAGCGUGAAAAGCUCAAACAUCGGGAGAAUUUCGAAAAGAAAAUGGUAAAAGCCACAAAUCCAGCAGUGAAGGAGUACCUUCAGCAGAUCGAGGCAAUCAACAACGACUUGAGCAUUUCUGAGCAAAGUGCCAAAGAAAAGAUAAAAAAUGUGGGUCUGACGACGUUCCCACAAGUUUGA